This is a messenger RNA of Plutella xylostella (diamondback moth), 964 nucleotides long. Its product is annotated as seminal metalloprotease 1. Gene Ontology annotation, biological process: proteolysis. Gene Ontology annotation, molecular function: zinc ion binding; metalloendopeptidase activity. Lineage: Eukaryota; Metazoa; Arthropoda; Insecta; Lepidoptera; Plutellidae. The record is from RefSeq and is a predicted model, not a curated record.
GUAGCAGAACAUUUAAAAGGGGGCUACUUGUAUCUUGCUGUAGUCAGCAGUAGUUUCCCAAGAGUGAUGCAGAUUGGUGGGAGACUCGUAGAAAUGCAUCAGGUUAUCGUAUUGUUAGUUUGUGCUGCAUUUGCUAUAGCGGCGCCUGUGAUGAAUGAUAGAUGUGCUCAAAUUCUAGCCGGCAAAGACUUGGGUGAGCUUGGCUACUACUACGAAGGCGAUAUGAUGAUGACGGCGGAACAGAUGCGGCGCAUCACCGAAGCUAAAACGACGAGGAACGGACUCACGGAUCCCCAAUCCCGAUGGCCGAACCGUACCGUCGUGUACCAUAUUGUAGAGGGUGACUUCGACGAAGACCAAGUGAAAAUGAUCGAAGAUGGCAUGCAGGACAUCGCUAACAAAUCGUGCAUCAAAUUUCGUCCGAGGAAGCAUAGUGAAGAAUACUCGGUAAUUAUUCAGGGCUCCAAUCCCGGCUGUUCCUCAGGCGUGGGCUACAAACCCAAGGAUGAUAAUGGCGUCCACCAGAACCGGCUGAACUUUCACAACGAAGAGAAGGGCUGCUUCAGACACGGCACCAUCGUACACGAGCUGCUCCAUACCCUCGGCUUCCACCACAUGCAGAGCACUUACAACAGAGACGAGUAUGUUAAGAUCGUGUUAGAGAACAUUUGGGAAGAAUGUCGUCACAACUUCUACAAGUACAAUAGUGACACGGUGACGAAUUUCGGCGUCGAGUACGACUACGGUAGCGUCAUGCACUACCCCGCCAAAGCGUUCUCUAAGAACGGGGAGGACACUAUCAUUGUUUUAAGGGAGAACGCGAUCAUUGGUCAGCGCGUGGGCAUGUCCGAAAGCGACGUGCUCAAGCUGAACCGCAUGUACUGCGAGCAGCGACACUCGUGAUGCAGAGGAAAGACUUUUCAGUUUUCAUAUAAAUAAUGGGGAGUUUUCUGACACCUCUUAA